AGAGGGAGACUGUUUAGACCUGAGAUCUUGAGGCUGUUACCGAAUGAUGGCAGUCGAGGCGAGAAUUCGCGGAUAAACGCACCUUGACGCGUUAUGCUUUCAGGCAGCGCGCUAUCUGAGGAUGAUCAAGUUGCAGUUAGAAUCAUGAAGACGGAGCAGGAAAUGUGCUACGCAUGUGGACAACGCAUAGCUGACCGCUAUCUCCUGCAUGUCAACGGCAGAUCCUGGCACUCCCACUGCCUGAGGUGUUCUGUGUGUCAAGCAGCAUUAGAUCGCCAGCCGUCUUGCUUCAUCAAGGAUGACAAUGUCUACUGCCGGACAGAUUAUGUAAGGAAUUUCGGUGCCAAAUGCGCUAAAUGUUCCCGGACAAUCCAUGCCUCAGACUGGGUGAGACGUGCUAGGGACCAAGUAUACCAUUUAGCAUGUUUUGCGUGCGACUCCUGUAAAAGACAACUUUCUACAGGAGAAGAAUUUGCCUUGCACGACAGUAGGGUACUGUGCAAGACCCAUUUUUAUGAAUGCAUGGACGGUGGGAAUGGGUCAAAUGACG
Stegodyphus dumicola is the source of this 550-nucleotide messenger RNA. It is a transcript of the gene Awh, whose product is annotated as LIM/homeobox protein arrowhead. The record is from RefSeq and is a predicted model, not a curated record. NCBI's taxonomy places the organism in Eukaryota, Metazoa, Arthropoda, Arachnida, Araneae, Eresidae. Gene Ontology annotation, cellular component: nucleus. Gene Ontology annotation, molecular function: DNA-binding transcription factor activity, RNA polymerase II-specific; RNA polymerase II transcription regulatory region sequence-specific DNA binding. Gene Ontology annotation, biological process: neuron differentiation; regulation of transcription by RNA polymerase II.